This is a messenger RNA of Mesorhabditis spiculigera, 789 nucleotides long. The record is from the annotation of a GenBank genome assembly. Lineage: Eukaryota; Metazoa; Nematoda; Chromadorea; Rhabditida; Rhabditidae.
AUGGACAACCAAUCGCCCGUCAUGUUGUUCAAGGUGAUGAACAUCAAGCCCGAGCGCCAGAAGGCGACGCACUGCGGCGUGUUGGAGUUCAGCGCCGAGGAGGGCCGUUGCUACUUGCCGGCGUGGAUGAUGACCCAGCUCGGGCUCGAUGAGGGCGAUGCUGUUCGUGUCGACUCGGCCGUUCUGCCUAAGGCUACCUAUGCCAAGCUGAAGCCGCAGAAUCUCGAGUUUUUGCAGAUAACUAAUCCCCGUGCCAUGCUCGAGGUCGAGCUCCGCAAGUGGGCCUGUCUGACGAAGGACGAUCGCAUCCGUGUCGUCUACAACGAGCAGCAGCUCGACUUCAUCGUCCAAGAUUUGAAGCCGAAGAACGCGGUGUGCAUCGUGGAGUGUGACGUGAAUCUCGACUUUGAUGCGCCAGAGGGGUACGAGGAAACGGCGAGACCGGGCAGCAGCCGUGGCCCGAACGUGAUGCCGGUUGCGCCGAUGCCCCAGGCUGCGCCGGCCAGCGUCGCCAAGAAGCUCGUCCCGUUUGCUUCUGGCGGCCAACGGCUUGACGGCAAGAAGUCACGCCACAAUUCCGAAGUGUCCACCGUCGACGAGAUCACCAGCACCACCGAGAUCCCCGAGGCGUUCUGCAUCCCGGACUACCAACCCGGCCAGCUGAACUUUGUCCGUUGUGACUACAAGUGCCGUGAAGUGUUGCUGGAGGAGCAGCGUGAAGCCGCCAAAGCUGGCCCUGGCUUCUCCGUCUUCGAGGGCUCCGGUGCCACCAUCCGCAAACCGAGAUAC